UUAAUUAAUGCAUCUACAUCACCAUCUAGAUCAUCUCUUGUUGCCAUUUUUUGUCAAUCAAACUCAAUUCACUGAAUUUUGCUAAAAUAUAGAAAGAAACUCGUUGAAUGAAAGAACUGGAAUGAUUACUACCCCAAUAAUUCCCAACGUUUCCCCUUUGGGCUUUGCUUUCAAACUCUCGCGUAAAAAGGGAUUUGUAUUGAUCAACACGUCUGCUUCGCACAGAGUGUUGGUACCCCCCAUUGAUUGUGAGCAUGUUCUCCCCUUUUGAGGAGCUUGAGGGAUAAAAGCAUUUGCGCGCGCCAAAGUAUCUGUUAGUUUGCUGAAUAACCCGCAGGAGGAUGUACUGUCGUUUUAUUGGUGCCGGCCUAGCUCUUGUGGCCAUUCUAGCGUCUUCAGUGGCACAAAAUCAACCGAAAGGGGAUGAAAAUUGCGAAACAAUGCCCUCGGAGAUUCACCUAAUUAAAGAGGAAUUCGAUGAAUUGGGGAGACUCCAGCGAACGUGCAAUGGUGAGGUGAAUGUCAACAAGUGCGAAGGGUUGUGCAACAGUCAAGUUCAACCGUCUGUUAUCACCCCAACGGGCUUCCUGAAGGAAUGCUACUGCUGCCGUGAAAGCUACCUCCGUGAGCGUCUUGUCACGCUGACCCAUUGCUACGACCCGGAUGGGGCACGACUGGCACAACCUGAAAUGGCAACUAUGGACAUUCGUCUGAAGGAACCCGCUGAUUGUCGUUGCUUCAAGUGCGGGGGUGAUGAGUGCCAAGUGACCCCCGUAAUACAUGUCCUCCAGUACCCUGGGUGCGUGCCAAAGCCCAUUCCCUCAUUUGCGUGCAUUGGACGCUGUGCGAGCUACCUCCAAGUGUCCGGAAGUAAGAUUUGGCAGAUGGAGCGUUCGUGUAUGUGUUGCCAGGAGUCGGGAGAACGCGAGGCAGCCGUUUCGCUUUUCUGCCCAAAAGCAAAGCCCGGAGAACGCAAAUUCCGUAAGGUUUCAACGAAGGCUCCCCUUGAGUGCAUGUGCAGACCGUGUACGGGUGUCGAGGAGAGCUCCAUUGUACCCCAAGAAAUUGCUGGGUAUGCAGAUGAAGGACCACUGACGGGUCACUUCCGAAAAUCUCAGUAA
Molecule: messenger RNA, 1121 nt
Organism: Lutzomyia longipalpis
Lineage: Eukaryota; Metazoa; Arthropoda; Insecta; Diptera; Psychodidae
Exons: 4
Coding region: 342-1121 (259 amino acids)
Biological process (GO): G protein-coupled receptor signaling pathway
Cellular component (GO): extracellular region; bursicon neuropeptide hormone complex
Molecular function (GO): neuropeptide hormone activity; G protein-coupled receptor binding
Source: RefSeq, a predicted model, not a curated record